Molecule: messenger RNA, 435 nt
Organism: Maudiozyma saulgeensis
Lineage: Eukaryota; Fungi; Ascomycota; Saccharomycetes; Saccharomycetales; Saccharomycetaceae
Source: the annotation of a GenBank genome assembly
AUGACUGAUUUGUUCAAUCAAGAAGAAUUUGAUCAAGAUGAAGUCUUUUCAUUAUCAUUCUCAAAUAAUGGUUCAUUUAUGAAUUCUAUACCAUUACUAUCUACAAGUUCAAACAGUUCAUAUUUAUCGACAUCACCAUCUGAUUCAUUUUUAGAUAAUAACGCUAACAAUUUUACACCUGCUUUAUUAUCAACAUCAAAUCAAUCAAAUUAUUUUAAAGAAAAUUAUUCAAAUAAUAAUAAUAGUACAGACAUAUUUCAAUUAGAAGAUAACGAUUUGUUAAAUGAAAAAAUUUCAUUUAAUAACAAGAAAAAUUUAAAUUAUGAAAUGAUAGAUAUUAAUCAAUCAAUUAACAACAAUAAUAAUACAUGCAAUAUUGAUGCUUUCGCUAAUGUUGCCCAACAAAAUUAUAGAAUAUGGGCAUCUUCUGUUUAA